AUGCAUACAGCAAAGUUUAUCAACGACAACAUCACAGUGUCAAAUGAGACCGAUGUGAAGUUGACACUCUAUGACGAAAAUAAUACUGAUGAAUCUUUGACUUUACUUUGCCCCGGCGAGACUAGAAAGAAUUUCACUGGAAAAAUAGUUAGUAUUGAACCUUAUACGACCUAUGCUACUAGGUCCUGGCAGCUUUCUGAGGAUGUGGUCUUUGCUGCUAAUAGAGAUGUCACUGUGACGGAUCAGAGUAAGCGAGCUAUUUAA
Molecule: messenger RNA, 264 nt
Organism: Penicillium hordei
Lineage: Eukaryota; Fungi; Ascomycota; Eurotiomycetes; Eurotiales; Aspergillaceae
Exons: 1
Coding region: 1-264 (87 amino acids)
Source: RefSeq, a predicted model, not a curated record